This is a messenger RNA of Fusarium oxysporum Fo47, 2006 nucleotides long. Its product is annotated as beta-N-acetylhexosaminidase. Gene Ontology annotation, biological process: carbohydrate metabolic process; glycosaminoglycan metabolic process. The transcript has 3 exons. The record is from RefSeq and is a predicted model, not a curated record. Gene Ontology annotation, molecular function: beta-N-acetylhexosaminidase activity. Lineage: Eukaryota; Fungi; Ascomycota; Sordariomycetes; Hypocreales; Nectriaceae. Bases 160 to 1911 code for a protein of 583 amino acids. Gene Ontology annotation, cellular component: membrane.
UAUUAAACGGGGCCUGGCGCUUAAAAUCCUCCGUCCUAUUCAUAUCCACCCAAAAUCACCCAUCCCUUUAUACAGUACAUAAGCACUUAUCAUCUCACCCAAUUCACAUUUUUACUCUGUCCCUCUCAUUUCUCAUUCUCAUCGUAAAACAUCGGCGGUAUGUGGUCCAAGGCCAAGGCUCUCCUGGCCAUCGCCGCCUUCGCCCUCACUCCCGUCGACGCCAUAUGGCCAGUGCCCAAGAAGAUCUCAACGGGAGACAAGGUGCUCUUCAUCGAUCAAAGCCUCGAUAUCACCUAUAAUGGAGACUUUAUGCCCUACACUUAUAAGUUCCAGCCUGAUGCCGGUUCCAAGUUCAACAGCAAGCAGAUCGUUCAGGCCGGUGUCUCACGUGCUCUUCAGGCCAUAUUCAAUGACAACUUUGUGCCAUGGAAGCUUCGUGAGCGCAACUCGGAUUUUGAGCCGGAUCUGCAGAAGAAGCAGUGGGUGAAGUCACUCAAGAUUGUCCAAACCGAGGAGGAUGACAAGAGCACUUUCAAGCCUCUCGCUGGCGAGGUUGAUGAGUCGUAUUCACUCACACUUUCUGAAAAGGGUGAGGCCUCUAUCAAGGCCAAGUCAUCCACGGGUAUCCUGCACGGACUCGAGACAUUCCUGCAGCUCUUCUUCAAACACAGCUCUGGUACUUCAUGGUACACGCCACACGCGCCUGUCACCAUCCAGGAUGCGCCUGAGUAUCCCCAUCGCGGUAUUCUGCUUGACGUUGCCCGUAGUUUCUUCGAGGUUGAACACAUUAAGCGCACCAUCGAUGCCAUGUCCUGGAGCAAGCUGAAUCGUCUUCACCUUCACAUAACUGACUCGCAGUCUUGGCCUCUUGAAAUUCCUGCUCUGCCCAAGCUGGCAGAGAAGGGAGCAUACCGCAAAGGCCUCACCUACUCUCCCGAGGACCUGGCCGGAAUUUACGAGUAUGGUGUCCACCGUGGAGUCGAGGUGAUCAUGGAGAUUGACAUGCCUGGCCACAUCGGUGUGGUUGAGCUUGCGUACAAGGAUCUCAUUGUCGCAUAUAACGAGAAGCCAUAUCAGUGGUGGUGUAAGGAACCACCCUGUGGCGCGUUUCGGAUGAACAGCACCGACGUAUAUGACUUCCUCGACACCUUGUUCGAGGACCUCUUCCCUCGCAUCUCCCCAUACAGCGCAUACUUCCACGCUGGCGGAGAUGAGCUCAACCACAACGACUCCAUGCUCGACCCGGGUGUGCGCUCCAACAAGACUGAAGUCCUGGCACCUCUCCUGCAGAAGUUUGUCGAUUACACUCACGGCAAGAUUCGUGACGCUGGGUUGACUCCGUUCGUUUGGGAGGAGAUGAUUACUGAGUGGAACAUGACACUCGGCAAGGAUGUUGUGAUUCAGUCGUGGCUCGGCAACGGCGCUGUCAAGGCCAUGGCUGAGGCUGGUCACAAGGUCAUUGACAGCGAUUAUAACUUCUGGUACCUCGAUUGUGGUCGUGGACAAUGGCUCAACUUUGAUAACGGCGAAGCUUUCAAGACCUACUACCCCUUCAACGACUGGUGCGGUCCCACCAAGAGCUGGCGCCUCAUCUACUCACACGACCCUCGUGCCGGUCUGUCUGAGGAGGCUGCCAAGCUUGUCCUUGGCGGUGAGGCCGCCGUAUGGACAGAAACCAUCGACAGCGUCAACCUUGACACUAUCGUCUGGCCCCGCGCCGCUGUUAUGGGCGAGGUUCUCUGGUCAGGCCGAACUGACGCCUCAGGCCAGAACAGAUCGCAGUACGACGCUGCACCUCGACUGGCUGAGCUGCGCGAGCGCAUGGUGGCUCGUGGUGUAAGUGCCUCGCCAAUCCAGAUGCCUUUCUGCACACAGGGCAAUGCUACCGAGUGCGCACAGUUCGAUGGAUAAGGAAGCGGGCGAUGCUAUUCAUGAAUUUCCUUGUACAUAGUUUGAUGAAACAGCAAUCAACAGAAUCUUGCCCUCUUGCCCAGUAGUUCGCUUGC